CGGGGAGAGUUUCGAUCAGCUGUUCUGUCGAGCUCCGCUCGGCUACCGCAUGGAAGUGGUGUCUAUUCCGCGUACUUCGCGCUGAUACUCGCCCCGAUAAAGCAGCCUCAUGUGUGCCAUGAGAGUUCAUCCGUAGUCCAUUUUGACGGAGUUGUAGUGGAAGACAAGUGUCUAAGCGGUUCCAGAGUGCAUCAGAUGUGCGGACCUCAGUCGUCAUGAUCUUGAAAGCAACCCUUCUCCGGUCAGCCAGGGUAUGGCCUCUCAAAAGGAAUCUCUCAUCGGACUUGAAAGGCGUCGUAGGCCUAGAAGUCCAUGUGCAGAUCGCGUCAAAGAGCAAACUGUUCUCAUCCGCUCCGACGGCCCCGGGACCUGCAAAUUCGCAAGUGGCUCCUUUCGACGCAGCUAUACCCGGAACACUCCCAGUCCUGAACCGUCAAUGCGUCGAGGCUGCUGUGAAAACGGCGCUGGCAUUGAAUUGUAGAGAAAUAAAUCAGAUCAUGCGCUUCGAUCGGAAGCACUACUUCUACGCAGAUAUGCCGGCCGGUUUUCAAAUUACUCAGCAAUUCCAUCCCGUCGCGAGAAAAGGAUUGCUCACUUGCCAGAUUCAGAGACAUCCAACAGCCAAGCCUGAAGCGAUCCGGUGCAGAGUCCACCAGAUCCAAUUAGAACAGGACUCAGGGAAGAGCAUCCACGACGAAAACGCCAACGUGAGCCUGAUCGAUCUGAAUCGAGCGGGUGUUGGACUCCUGGAAAUCGUGUUCAAGCCGGACCUGAGCUCCGGUGAGGACGCAGCAGCCCUCGUCAAGGAACUUGUCGCAAUCGUGAGAGCGCUCGGAGUCAGUACGGGACGCAUGGAGGAAGGUGCUGUACGAGUGGACGCAAACGUCUCGGUCCACAGACCCGGGACUCCGCUUGGCACGAGAACCGAAAUAAAGAACAUGAAUUCUGUCAGAUCGGUGAGACACGCGAUCGAUUAUGAAAUCAAACGUCAGAUCCGCAGCGUCGAGUCGGGAAUACCUGUCGCCAACGUCACGAUGACUUUCGACACGGAAUCGGACAAAACCGUCGUCAUGCGCGACAAAGAGAUAACUCAGGAUUAUCGCUUCUUCCCUGAGCCGAAUAUCCCAUCGGUGGACGUGAAGCAGAUGGGCAUCAACGUGGACAGGCUGAGGAAUACUCUCCCUCCGCUGCCGGGUGAGCAGCGGGAAGACCUCAUGCAACGGCUCGGACUGAGUUUCAGAGCGGCGAUGGUCAUCACGAGCGAGGAAAAUUUCUUCGAGUUCUUCAGCGAAGUUCUCUUGAUCUUGGACUCGAAGCACGCUGGAGAUGCAGAGUACGUGUUGACCUGCGACGUGUUGGGAUAUCUGAAUGAGAAAUCCCUCAGUUUGUACCAAACGGAAGUGACGGCGCAAAAUUUCGCAAAGCUGAUCCUGCUGAAAGCGACGCGUAAAGUUAAUCGUCAGAGAUGCUCAAAUAUAAUACGAUUGAUGCUCGAGGAUGGGACCGAUCCUGAAGAAAUUCUCGAGAAGAAUAAUUGGUCGCUCAUCGCGGAUACAACCUUAAUCUCGAGACUCUGCGACGAAGCCAUAUCUCUGUAUCCCAAAGAGUGUAACAAACUACGCCAAGGAAAAGAGCGAGCUGCCAACAAAAUGCUCGCACACGUGCGAAGAGCAACGGACAGUCGAGCCGAUAUGGUCCUCGUCAAGAAAAUUCUUUUGGAAAGGAUCCACGCGGCAAAUGCUCUAAGGGAUGAGAUUCAGAUAGGUAGAUGAGCGGGAGACGGCACCCGGUCGAGACGCAUGCAUCGUCAGGGGUGGAAACCUGCUCACGAAGUACAGAUGUGGUUUUGUUGACUAUUGGAUGUAGCACAUUAGAGUUACAUGAACUGCGUUUACAGUAAUUUGUAAAUAAAU
This is a messenger RNA of Galendromus occidentalis (western predatory mite), 1913 nucleotides long. It is a transcript of the gene GatB, whose product is annotated as glutamyl-tRNA(Gln) amidotransferase subunit B, mitochondrial. NCBI's taxonomy places the organism in Eukaryota, Metazoa, Arthropoda, Arachnida, Mesostigmata, Phytoseiidae. Gene Ontology annotation, cellular component: glutamyl-tRNA(Gln) amidotransferase complex; mitochondrion. The transcript has 3 exons. The record is from RefSeq and is a predicted model, not a curated record. Gene Ontology annotation, molecular function: glutaminyl-tRNA synthase (glutamine-hydrolyzing) activity. Bases 216 to 1772 code for a protein of 518 amino acids. Gene Ontology annotation, biological process: glutaminyl-tRNAGln biosynthesis via transamidation; mitochondrial translation.